This is a messenger RNA of Pungitius pungitius (ninespine stickleback), 1987 nucleotides long. RefSeq names its product CUB and sushi domain-containing protein 1. The coding region runs from base 396 to 1046 and encodes 216 amino acids. The record is from RefSeq and is a predicted model, not a curated record. The transcript has 5 exons. Lineage: Eukaryota; Metazoa; Chordata; Actinopteri; Perciformes; Gasterosteidae.
UAGUAAAUGGGCACGUUUAUUUUAUAUAUUUAGGCUUAUAUUUGUAUUCUCCUUCAAGGUAAGUACUUAUAACAUCAGUUCUAUAUCCAAAAACAACUGCUUUCUAUAACCUUCCAGACAAUAGAGACUUCUCAUGGGAAAAGCUCCAGGUGACCUAAAUCAUGACAUAGUGGCUUUAGCAGUGUGUAGAAGAUUAGAGACUGCACACAGAGCUUAGUAGAAGUGUUACUUACUGCUCUCUGCUUCUUCACUCUGCUCUACUGGGACAGCUACUAAUGGCUUUGUUUCUGUUGACUUUGCAAGAAUGAUGAUGACUUGAAUGAAUGCUGCUGGGCAGCUGUAGAACUUUGACAUCCAUCUACAUUUUUUUCUGCAGAAACUGAUUGCAUCUGAAGAUGGACGCCCUGACGUUACAUCCACUGCUGUUGCUGUUGUUUGGGUCCUUCCAAUUAGCCAAUUCCCAGUUGCCUGGAUGGAUUGGGGAGGUGGAAGGUAGUGGGGAGACGGAGUGGAUUCCCAAACCAGACUUUGUAGACGACGUUUAUUGGUCCGGGUCAGCGCCCCUUUGUUUAGCUGGCUGUAAGGCGCGACACGAGGAGUUGAGGAGAGAUCGCUGUGGAGACUCAACCUGCUGCUGGCUGGGCCAGAAGUCCCUAUGCCGAGUGAACUGCGGGAGGCCAGAUGUGGACUACAAUGGGGUGGUUUAUGGCAACGACUGGUGGGUGGGCUCUGUGGUGAGGUACACCUGUCGUCCUGGCUUCAUGCUGGUGGGAAAACCUACCAGAUCCUGCCAACCUAAUGGCCUCUGGACACCGAAACCCACGUGCCUCAGAAUGUGUCGGCGGGGGCGCGUUGAAAUCAGUGAGAGGGAACUUAAUGGGACGUGCAACUCCACCUGUGCAUACAAGCGUUACUUCGGCCCACCAAAACAAGGCUGCUCUCGGAUAGACAACUGUAUGAAGAAGGAGACUGGCUGGAAGCGGUUCUUUGCACAGUGUAUCCCUUGCAUUUGUGACUGUGCUUUGUCCUGUGCAUCUACUGGCUAGAAUAUGGAGAAAACACAAUGUUACAAUACAGCGGGGUCCAGAUGAAGAGGAAAUACACACGGCACAGCCACGCAAUGCUUCAUCCAAUUGUGUGGACAAAUCAGUGGACUGAAAUCUGGAUCUUUUAAGACAUUGAUUUGAUCGGUUUGGCAGAAUGAAGGCUUCCACCUGGGUUUCUAAAGAUAUGAUUUUAUACAACGGCAAGAAGAUAUCAGAGCUUGAAGGUUUAAAUUACUCAGUAUAUGAAUUAUGCAUUUUUAUGACGUAGGGUGGCGGCAGUGUCAGAAACAAUGUAAGAGGCCAUUUCAGAGUUGGGUCAAAUGAUAAUUUGAAAUACUUCAAAUAAAAAGUUUUACUUGAAGUGGCGCUCUGUGUUUGAUAAGAGGCUUAUUGGGUGAGCUCACAGGAUCCACAGUAUUUGGUAACUCAGACAGCAGCUUUCCUUGUCUAUGAAAUUAUUUUAUGUGACAAACUGCACCAGGACUAGCUCACAUGCUUUCUUUUUACAUGGUUCUUUAAACAUGUUUGUGUUUCUAAAGAAAGAAUGAUUUAAAGGGAAGUGAAACCACAGAGAUUAGUGUCCCAGCUCGUCGCUCCUCUCAAUCCAUCUGUCUCGGAAGGAGGUGAAACCUUAAUCUUGUUACUGAGGUAGGAGCUUUGGUUGGGGUCCACCAUGUUCACUUUUGUAUAUGUUAAGCAUCUACUGUGAAAAUGCAUAUGUAAUAUAUGUAAUAUUGCAAAAUCAAAUCUUUAUUUCUACAGUGAUUGUUUGUCUGAAGUCAACCUAUGCCUCCUUUGGAAAUGCCAGUCUCAUAUUAAGUCCUUGAUCUCAUAGACAUUAUUCCCUGGACUAUUGUGCUGGAUUAUUUCGUGUCAAACAGACUUUAAAUUGUCCUCAACUGAUGGACAGUAACCUUCCUUGCAGGUGACAUAUCUCUUAU